Messenger RNA from Filobasidium floriforme, 1131 nucleotides. RefSeq names its product HAD-like domain-containing protein. The coding region runs from base 255 to 1091 and encodes 278 amino acids. Gene Ontology annotation, molecular function: phosphatase activity. The record is from RefSeq and is a predicted model, not a curated record. The transcript has 12 exons. Lineage: Eukaryota; Fungi; Basidiomycota; Tremellomycetes; Filobasidiales; Filobasidiaceae.
GUCACCCAUACCAUCCGUCCUUUGAUCCUUUGACCUCUUGCCUCUUGAUCUCUUGCUCUCUUGGAUCUCUUGACAAUUCGACUUUGCAACUCGAUCUCUUGAUUUCUUGAGGCAAACCUAUCGACAUAACGCUCUUUACACAUCAUCGAUCAUCGGGAUACCUACAUACGUCGUCCCCCCCUCCCCAGCCCCAACCAAAACCAAAACCACCCAAAACACCCCGAUCAAAGUAAAAACAAGGAAGCCAGAAAAGGAUGCCAGUCCUCCCGUACCCAGAGCUUUAUAAGGACGCCCCGUUCGUCGUCCUCUCCGACUGGGACGGCACGAUCACCACGAAGGAUAGUAAUGAUUUCUUGACGGAUAAUCUCGGGAUGGGCUAUGAGAAGAGGCGGGAGAUGAACAAGGACGUCUUGAGCGGCAAGACGACGUUUAGAGACUCGUUCGCCGAGAUGCUCCAGAGCGUGGUCGCCAACGGCCACAGCUUUGCCGAGUGUCAGGAGAUCCUGCGACAAAACAUCGUCCUCGACCCCGGUUUCAAGACCUUUUUCAGGUGGUGUCGUGAGAACGGCGUGCCGGUCAUCAUCGUCUCGUCCGGCAUGGCCCCGAUCAUCCGGGCCGUACUGACCAACCUGAUCUCGGCCGAAGAAGCCUCGUCGAUCAACAUUAUCGCCAAUGACGUCGAGUUUACCGACGAGGGCAAGGAGGGCAAGACUUGGGAGAUCGUCUACCGACACCCCGAGAGUGGAUACGGGCACGACAAGUCCAAGGCGAUCUUGCCUUACCGGGACUUGGCGCACAAGCCCACCUUGUUCUUUUGCGGGGACGGCGUUUCGGACAUGUCGGCGGCGGCCCAUGCGGACUUGUUGUUCGUGAAAGAGAUGGCGAAUGGGGAUUCGGACUUGGCUACCUAUUGCAAGGAGAAGGAUAUCCCGCACGUGUCUUUCCGGGAUUUCAACAAGGUCCUCGAAGUCGUCCAGACCGUUGUCACGGGCAAAUCGAGCGUCUCGAGCGUCUUGGCCUCGGAGAUGGCGGCUGAGCGGGUCGAGGAGGUUCAGCAGGCCAACGCCGAGGUGCAGGCGACGAAGGAUUAGAGCCAAAGGGUGGUUGUUUGGCAGGGGGGGGGGGGGGGGG